UAGAGAGAGGAGUUUUCGAGUUCUUCCGCAGCGCCAUCUAUACAAAAACAGCUCAAACUACUCAACGAUUUACCGACCCUGGCUGGGCUCACUGGCGCCCUCUAUCGGGAAAUGGCGGAAACUACUUGUCGAGUAGUUUCAGGUCUUUUCGUAUAGAUGGCGCAAUGGUCGAAUUGACUCUGCAUACCGACCUACCAUCGGGGUUCCAAGGACCCCGAAUGCAGCGACACUAGCGCCACCUAUCGGGAAAUCGCGGAAACUACUUGUCGAGUAGUUUCAGGUCUUUUCGUAUAGAUGGCGCAAUGGUCGAAUUGACUCUGCAUACCGACCUGCCAUCGGGGUUCCAAGGACCCCGAAGGCAGCGACACUGGCGCCACCUAUCGGGAAAUCGCUGAAACUACUUGUAGAGUAGUUUGAGCCGUUGUUGUAUAGAUGGCGCUGCGGAAGAACUCGGAUGACGUCAUACCCCCGCGACAUUUGAAUGGAUACUGACGCGCCACCGUACCCCGCGCCUAUUGCGCGCGUCUGAGAAAAUAUCUAACCUAAAUAACUGCGGUGCUACCUUCCUAUUAAAAUAUGUAAUAACUUUAUAUUAACAUUGCAAAACAUUAAUAAAUCAUAAAGAGCAAUUGGUAAAUAUAAAAGAUUCCAUAUCUGAAACUAUGUUAUUUAUUUAAAUUUAAUAUUUCUGUAAUAUAGUACGUAUCAAAAUAAAUAUUUGUAUACCUGUACAUAGUUCGCAUGCGUAAAUUUCAUAAGAUUUGUCUCCCUUCUUAAACGAAUACUUUUUAAUUUCAUGUAAGUUAAUCAGAAUGCUUAGACAAAUAUCAUUUAAAAAGGUAUUGCCUCGUUUACCAAGAUGUUGGUUAAACCAGUUCAAUCAAGCCUCAAAUGAUACAAAGAAAGAUGAGGAUAAUACGCAUGAUGCACUAAAUAUAAAAGAAUCUUCAAAAGAUCCUUCUCAAAAUGAAUAUAAUGAAAAGGAAGUAUCACGUUUGCUUGAAGAAUCUGUAACAUUCAGUGAAGUCAAAAAUAAAAGUUGGUCUACCAGUCCAUAUCCUGAGGAUAUUCCAUUGAAACAAGAUGAAAUUAAAAAGAAAGUUGACCCAAGAGAAAGAACUGUAUUUUUGUUUCCUGGACAAGGUACUAUUAAAGUUGGUACAAUUAAAAAAUAUAUACAAAUACCUCUUGCUAAGGAACUAUUUCAAAUAGCUAAUGAAAUUCUUGAUUACAAUCUGUUGAAACUUUGUUUGGAUGGUCCACAAGAAAAGCUAAACAGAACUGAGUACAAUCAGGCUGCUACAGUAAUUUCAUCUCUAGCAGCAUUAGAAAAAAUUCGUGAAGAAACACCUGAAGCAUUUGAAAAAUGUAUUGGUACAGCAGGAUACAGUGUAGGAGAAAUAACUUCUUUAAUUUUUUCUGGUGUUUUUUCAUUUGAGGAUGGAAUGAGAUUAGCAUGGGCUAGAGGAAGAGCAAUGCAAUUAGCUUCUGAUAGAGUACCUCAAGGAAUGUUGUCUGUAUUUUGUUUGCCAAGUGCUGAACUUUCAGAAGCCUGUAAAGCUGCAGAAGGAUGGGCAAGGGAUGUAGGUAUUGAGAAUCCAAUAUGCAGAACUGCUAUCUUUUUAUGUACACAAAGAAAAAUACUUGGGGGAAAUGCAGAAACAUUAAAAUAUAUUCAAAAGAACCAUACAAAGUAUGGUUUAACUAAUGUAAAUAAAUUGCCUGUAUCAGGAGCUUUUCACACACCACUGAUGGAACCAGCUUUGAAGCAGGUGUUCAUCACUUUAUCUGCAAUAGAAAUUAAUGAACCCAGAUGUCAAGUAUAUUCCAAUUAUAAAGCUGAACCCUAUAGAAACUUGAGAUAUCUAAAAAAAUAUGUAUUAAAACAAAUGGUUUCACCAGUCAGGUGGGAACAAUGUGUACAGAAAUUAUAUAGUAGACCUGAUGGAGUACCAUUUCCACAAACAUAUGAUGUAGGAUCAGAAGGACGAAUGAAAACUGUUUUAAAAUUAAUUAAUGCAAAAGCAUCUAAUUCAUGUAUUGUUGUCUGAUUUACUAUUAAAAAUUCGAUGAAACUGUA
Messenger RNA from Osmia bicornis bicornis, 2080 nucleotides. It is a transcript of the gene beg, whose product is annotated as probable malonyl-CoA-acyl carrier protein transacylase, mitochondrial. The record is from RefSeq and is a predicted model, not a curated record. Gene Ontology annotation, molecular function: transferase activity. The transcript has 2 exons. Lineage: Eukaryota; Metazoa; Arthropoda; Insecta; Hymenoptera; Megachilidae. The coding region runs from base 813 to 2051 and encodes 412 amino acids.